AUGCACUCCCCCGAAAUGGUGACAUUUGUGCGGUAUUGUACAGCGAGCAAUAUGCGCAUCGAGCUCUGCUAUCAGUGCCUUGGUGAUCCAUGCAAGAAGAUGCCAGUGGUACUUCUCAUUGGUGGACUCAACAUGCAAAUGUAUGCCUGGGAUGAGGCGUUUUGUGAGGAGCUAGUGAGUCGUGGCUUCUUUGUGGUGCGCUUCGAUAAUCGUGAUAUUGGACACUCUACAAAAAUAGAUGAGCGCGGCAGUAUUGUGUCAGCACGCCUGUUGCUGCCAAAAGCCCUUGCCUUUGGAGAACGCCUCCCCUAUACGAUUGAGGAUAUGGCGCGUGAUGCUCUUGCACUUAUGGACGCUCUUGGCAUUCCUUUUGCCCAUAUUAUGGGCAUUAGCAUGGGUGGGAUGAUUGCCCAGACGUUGGCGCUUUUUGCGCCGCACCGUGUGCUUAGCCUCACAAGCAUUAUGUCAACCACAAAUGCCGCCGAUCUACCAGACCCACAGCUGUGGGUAAAGAUGUGGCUUCUGCGAAAGCCCCCUGCAAAUUGCACCCUUGAGGAGCUGUUAAACUUCCGUGUUGUCUCACUUAAAAAGCUGCUAGCAGGGACCCUGCCCGUGGAUGAGGAGUAUUUAAAGCACCGGUAUUUAAUUUCACUGCGGCGAAGUGCGUAUUCCGCAGGUCUACUGCGACAGGCUGCAGCGAUUCGUCGAUGUCCUGGACGCGACGAGGCUCUUCGCUCGCUCUCUUGCCCGACGCUGGUUAUCCACGGCCAGCAAGAUGUCUUGAUGCCACCUGCACACGGCCACCGUACAGCGUCUGUGAUACCGCAAGCCAAACUGAUCAUCCUAGAAAGCAUGGGACACUACCUUCAUCCCGCCUUCUUCUCCCCAAUCAUCGCACACUUUGUCGAGGUUGCAAAUUCGUCAGAGGAAGGUGGUGGACUUAGUAGACGUUUUGGGUUUGAUAUUCCCCGUUGUGUGCCGUCACUGCACGGUGUCACCGUGGAGAAGAAACUUGGCUUAAACCCGGUGGAGUCUCACUCCGGUUCGAUGGAAGCAUUGCCGUCCUCGCAUGCACCAGCCGCGGUGAACGCGCCGGAGACGUUGGAUGCACAAGACGCGAGGCACACCUCUAGCAUGCCCAAUGACGCGGGUACGGGCGCGGAGGGUGUGGUGUGCGGUGGCACAGAUGAGAUUGUACUUGAGGAGGUUCGACAAAGCAUAUUAGAGGAGCAGCUUGCAGAGAUGUCUUUGCUGAGCACGCCAGAAGACAGGAUGUGCGAAUGUGAGGAGUAA
Molecule: messenger RNA, 1293 nt
Organism: Trypanosoma rangeli
Lineage: Eukaryota; Euglenozoa; Kinetoplastea; Trypanosomatida; Trypanosomatidae
Product: hydrolase-like protein
Exons: 1
Coding region: 1-1293 (430 amino acids)
Source: RefSeq, a predicted model, not a curated record